UAGCUCUCUAGCCUCCGCCGCGAACACACGUCUCCAACCCGUAUUUAAAAAUAAUGUACUAAAAAUACUCGCGAAAAAUGGAACACAAUAAUUUAGAUAAAACGAUGUCUUCGACUCCUAUGCUGCCUAAAGAGAAUGGUGAUGAAAAAAUGGUGAUUAUAACCCCUAGUAAUGGGGUGGGGAAGAUUUUGAUAAGGGAGGAUACAAUUUUGACGAAUUUGCACGGGUGUGCGGGAUGUGGUAGAAGUCAGUUUACUUGUGGGGGGGUGAAAAGUCAGUGGUCGGUUCUAUGUUGGGGAAAACAGCCGGAAAAGAAGUAUUAUUGUUUAUUACUAUUAAUAUCUACAACGUUCGUGCUGAGUAUGAUCGGGACGAUAUUCUUCUGUUUUACAAAUACAAUCAACGAUGCUAUUUUGUCUAGCAUGGUAAUCCGCAACAAUUCACUGGCGUACAAGAUCUGGAGGCGGCCUGAUGUUCAGCCGUUGAUGAAGGUUUACCUCUUCAACUAUACUAAUUGGGAACAAGUGAAGGAUCGGAAGGAGGAGAAACUGAAAGUUGAGGAGGUCGGGCCUUAUGUUUACUCACAACAGUUAGAGCGAGUGAACAUACAAUUCAACGGGGACAAACUAAGUUUUCAAGAGAGAAAUCAUUUUCAAUUCUUAGCUGAUAAGAGUAAUGGCGCGCAUUUUGACCGAGUUGUUGUGCCAAACCUGCCUUUAUUGGGUGUAAUCUCGAAAGCCGUGAGCAUGGAUUUAAGUAGUUUCGCUCAGAUUACUCUGAGUUCUGCCAUGAACUGGGCCAAUCAUCCUGAGGCCUUCCUGACGCUUCCGGUGCACAGGUUCCUUUGGGGGUACGACGACAGCAUAAUAGACACUGCGAAACCCGUCCUAAGUCUUGGAGGGCAGCUAAAGUUCGAGAAGUUUGGUCUUCUUGUUACGAAAAACGGCACCGUAUCUGAACGUUUUACAAUCAACACUGGAGAGAAUGAUAAAGACAGGAUGAAUAUCAUCGAGGAAUUUGAUGGCCACGAUCACCUCUCAUUUUGGGGUAGCACGGAAUGCAAUAGUAUUGAGGCGUCAGACGGUUCAAUAUUCCCGCCUUCUCAACUGGACAGGAAUACGACCCUGCACGUGUUUUACCCCAACCUGUGUAGACGGCUGCCUUUCCAAUAUGAAAAGACCGUUGAGAUCUCAGACGGCAUAGAACUUUACCGCUACAGAAUGCCUCUUGACGUGUUCGACGAUCCCGAACACAACCCUGAAAACCAGUGCUACUGUGAAAUAGACACGGCCACCUGUCCUCCUAGGGGUGUCAUUAAUGUCACUGACUGUACUAUGGGAGCCCCAGCACUAGUAUCGUUUCCUCACUUCUACCUGGCGGACCCUCGUCUUCGCGAAGACGUCAUCGGUCUGAAGCCUGACCCUCUCAAGCAUGACUCCUACAUCGACUUGCAUCCAACGCUCGGCAUCGCUCUUAGUGGAAAAUCUAGCAUUCAAAUCAACAUACAAGUAAGGAAAAGCGACAUGUUUUCAUCUGUGAAAUAUCUCGACCAAGGACUUAUACUGCCUGUAGCCUGGAUUGAAAUGGGCGUGGAAGAGCUACCAGAAAGCCUACGUUCCCUUGUCUACCACGGCACAUACUCCACGGCUGCAGCCCAGCUAGGUCUCACCGUGAUAUGCGUUGUAGCAUUCAUAGGAUCCGGCAUAUGUUUGCUCUGCACCUUCGCUCGUAGAAAACAGAAGCCUUGCGCUACUCUAAAAGUUAAGAUACCUACGGAAACUGAGUUAAAAAGUCAGGCUUCAUGAGAUUGUAAUAAUUUGAAGUUUGUACUAGUGUAUGAAUGAAUUUAUGUUUCUAAUUUCGGUUGCGGCUGAUUUUAAUAUCAUAUCUAUCUAAAUGUGGAUUUCAAUAACUGAUAGAUAGGAAUUUUACAUAAGCCCUAUAUAUAACUUAUUAUGUCAAAUUCCUUUCGAAUUUAUAAAUAGAAAAGUUAUUGGAAUCCGCCGUGAAAGAUUGUCGUGGCCAUGUUGAAUUGUCACUUGGCGCCUUUUUUUGUCAUUUCUUGCGCUUUAGUUUAAAUAGUAAAUAAUAUGAGUUUUGAUAUCAUUAAUUAAUUAUAUAAAUUAAUGUUUUUUUGCGAUUUAUUUGCUAUAUUGCUAUAGUAAAAAUGUUGAUAGUACUAAUUUUACGGAUUAAAAUAAUUACUAUUGAUUUAAAAGCAUUUAUAACGUCCAUGGAGGCCGUCAACUCGAAUGAGGUAGUCAAAAGCGAGCCUUUUUAAUUCUAACUAAUAUUAUAAAUGCGCAAAUGUGUUUGAUUGUUAUGUUUUUAUAAGAGAAAUAAAU
This is a messenger RNA of Helicoverpa zea (corn earworm), 2345 nucleotides long. RefSeq names its product scavenger receptor class B member 1-like. The record is from RefSeq and is a predicted model, not a curated record. Gene Ontology annotation, molecular function: scavenger receptor activity. The transcript has 12 exons. Gene Ontology annotation, cellular component: cytoplasm; membrane. Bases 78 to 1805 code for a protein of 575 amino acids. Lineage: Eukaryota; Metazoa; Arthropoda; Insecta; Lepidoptera; Noctuidae.